Molecule: messenger RNA, 1461 nt
Organism: Prorocentrum cordatum
Lineage: Eukaryota; Dinophyceae; Prorocentrales; Prorocentraceae
Source: the annotation of a GenBank genome assembly
AUGCUGCCCCUCGCGUUCGUUGCAGCGGUGGCCUUGGCCCCCAGCGUGGCCGGCACAUCUGGGCGACGCCGUUAUUACGAGUUGGCGUACCCAUCCGAGGUCCAAGCAGCAGACGGCGAGUACACGCUCGAGAUGGGAGAGGGCCUGCUUCUCCCCAAUCUGGCGACGCGCGUGUACGUCAACGGGCCGACGUUCCGCAUGAAGCCGGGCGAGUCUCUCCGCAUCAAGCUACAAAACAGUUUGUCCGCCGAGCACAAUGUCGGCUGCGACGUCACAGGGACAGAGUACUGCGAGGCGUCCACCACCAACCUUCACACGCACGGCCUGCACACCUCUCCUUCGGGCCCGAACGAGCUUGGCGUCUCUGGCGACGACGUGUCCCUGGCGGUGGAGCCUGGCGCAAGCCAGCAGUACGAGUUCACCAUCCCGGAUUACCACAUGGGCGGCACGCACUGGUACCACCCGCACCACCACCACGCCACCGCCCUUCAGGCGGGUGGCGGGGCCGCUGGUGCGCUCAUCGUCGACGACCCUCCUGGCUACCUGCCCGAGGUGUACGCCAGCAUGGUCGAGAAGGUCCUCGUCAUAUCGAACCACAACCUGGCCGCGCUCGAGAACAUCGCCCAGAUGGCGCAUUCCGGUCUGCUGGAGAACGCGUCUGCAAUCGCGGCGGCCGAAGGGUACGCCAAGAACAUCUUUCUCGUGAACGGCCAGCUCGCUCCGACCAUGAGCAUCAAUUCCCACGUGUGGUACCGCCUGCGCACCGUCUUCGCGGCGGUGCAGCAGGGCCUCAGGCUGCACGUGGACCCGAGAGAAAACGGGCUGGCCAACUGCUCGUGGUACUUGAUCGCAAAAGACGGCGUCUACCUCAACGAGAUCCCGAGGAAGAUCGACAAAGCCGACCUCGUUCCUGGGGCCCGCGCGGACAUCGCCAUGUCCUGCACCUGUGCGACGUACCCCUGCAGAGCGGUUCUGAGGUCCCAACCGUUCCCCACAGACCAGAUCUCCCGCAGGAUGUCAGACCCUCAGACGACCACCGAUGGGCCCGCGACCACCGUCGAACCCGGCGCGGAUGGCCAGACCAACGACGCUCCCACAGACGAUGCCACCGCCGAUGUGGCAGAAGUGACCGUCCUUAAGAUCAUCAUCACGGAGACGGCCGACGGCACGGUCAAGGAGCUCCCGGUGUUCUCGCCGGACCGCCCGUGCUAUCUUGCCGACCUGCGGCAGGCGGCUUUGCCGAGCGGGCAGUCGGGGGCGCACAUGGUGCUCUCGGGCCCCUUGCGCGCGGUCACCUGGGACGGGGAAGGCAAGAGCAUGACCUACCAGAACAUGAAGGCUGGGAACAAUGGGACUGGUUACACCAUUCGAAGAAGUGGCCGCCGAUCACGGACUUUACUGUCGGGUCGGUGUACGAGUGGAGUGUCUCUUUCAAUGGACAUCCGCUGCACCUGCACGUGA